AUGAGCGGGAUUUGGUACGAUAUAUGCUCCGGUGUGAUAUCAACUUGUUUUCUUACGGUACUGUUUAUAUUAGCACUUUGGCAUAAUCUGAUCUCAUGGUUUCACAAGAAAGAUCCCAGAGAUAUCAGAGGAUCUAAGUCGGCAAUCAAGCCACGGCGCGAACUGCGACGUCGUUCUUCGUCAGUGAAUUCGGAAACACCGUUUGCUUUGACAGAGUUUGAUGAAGCUAAUAAUAUCGAAUAUGAUCAUACGGUGACAAGCGGCGAGGCCGUCGGCAAAGAUGAAUUACCUCGAACUCGAAGUUCUGAAGGUGGGAAUCCGUUCGCCGAUUUGUUGAUGGCUGAGGAUUUCCGAUUGGUACCGAGACUUGGUUAUUAUUAUGAACAAUACGAUUUGGAUUUCGAAUCCUUUGAGGUCACUACUGAAGAUGGGUUUGUUAUAGAAUUAUGGCAUCUUAGGUCCAAAUCUGCCGGAGACAAGUCGUCUGACAAGUCAGAUCGUCAUCCGGUUCUGUUGCUACACGGGUUGUUACAGAGUAGCGGAUCGUUUGCCUCGAGUGGGAGAAAAUCUUUGGCAUAUUACCUGGAAGAACAAGGUUUUGACGUUUGGCUGGGCAACAACAGGUGUGGUUUCAAACCCAAAUGGGCGCAUAUCGAAAAGGAUGCGCAUUGGGACUGGGAUUUGAAAGAAAUGGUCAAAUACGAUUUACCUGCACUGGUCGAUGAAGUGCUCGUUAAAGCUGGUAAACCUAAAAUAUCGCUUGUGGCACAUUCUCAAGGCACUACGCAAGUUUUCAUGGGACUCGUCAACGGUGAAGCACUCUAUGACGGGUCCUUUCGACUUAUUGACAAAAUCGAGAAUUUCGUCGCAUUGGCACCUGCGGUGUAUCCCGGGCCAUUACUCGACGAAAAAGGGUUCAUUCGAUUCAUGUCACGUUACGUCGCUAAACCAUGGGCAUUUGGUCGCGGAUCGUUUCUACCGCUCAUGAGCGUUAUGCGCAAACUAAUGGUUGGCUCAAAGUUGUUUUCGUUUCUAUCCUAUGUCAUGUUCAACUAUUUAUUCGAUUGGAACGACACUCUAUGGGACAAACCACUACGAGACCGGCAUUUCCUUUUCUCCCCCGUGGUCAUCUCGGUCAAAUUGAUGCGGUGGUGGCUUGGGGAUGGCCGCAACGCUCCUUGUUUCAAGAAUUUUGCUGAGACUACUUUCCCUGACUCGAAAACUUGGUUCCCGGUGCAAUCUGGCCCCCCCAAAAUUCAAAUUGAAAAUCAUCUCAACAUUCCAAGACCCACCGUAACCGAUUUUCCCCGGUUUUUGAUCUUCAUCCCGCGUCAGGACCGUCUUGUCGACGGUGAACGUCUCAUAAACCAUUUUAUUGAUCAUGAGUCCCAUUCCUUGUACAAGAUUUGGUACAUCGACGAAUACUCGCACCUGGAUGUCCUAUGGGCUCGGGACGUUGUCCAACGUAUUGGCAAACCCAUGGUAGAUAACCUAAGGAUACCCACGCUUUAG
Messenger RNA from Lachancea mirantina, 1512 nucleotides. The record is from the annotation of a GenBank genome assembly. NCBI's taxonomy places the organism in Eukaryota, Fungi, Ascomycota, Saccharomycetes, Saccharomycetales, Saccharomycetaceae.